AUGGCCUCAAGUUUUCCAAAUACGAAACUCUAUAAUACCACGAGAUUAGACCCUAUCAAACAUCCUCUUCCCAAUCCGUCAAAAGAACACGUUCGGUCGGUAGGACCAGUAGAGGGUCGACAGCUCAGCCAUCACAUAACUGAACUCGCGCAGGUUGGGCAGCGUCAUCCCCUCGUUGUCUCUGCUAGGAAUCGGAUCGUCAGUCAGAUGGUCAUGCUUCUCCCGAAACUCCAUGGGGAUCAAGCGUCAGGGGAUCGAUUCGAAUGGAUAGAGUGUUCCCCUGGUUUGGCUGGUCGGUAUUGGAUUGUUGGGAAAUACCUAGGACUCGCUGGAGAUGAAGUGGCAGGUUGUCGUUCUAGAUGGAUCCUUCAUUCCAAUAUGGAGAGCUAUCCCAUGGAUCAAAGGAUUAAGGUUGAUCACUCCGUGUGCUGGCAGGUGGUCUGA
Histoplasma capsulatum G186AR is the source of this 444-nucleotide messenger RNA. RefSeq lists its product as uncharacterized. The transcript has 4 exons. The record is from RefSeq and is a predicted model, not a curated record. NCBI's taxonomy places the organism in Eukaryota, Fungi, Ascomycota, Eurotiomycetes, Onygenales, Ajellomycetaceae. The coding region runs from base 1 to 444 and encodes 147 amino acids.